Molecule: messenger RNA, 147 nt
Organism: Racocetra fulgida
Lineage: Eukaryota; Fungi; Glomeromycota; Glomeromycetes; Diversisporales; Gigasporaceae
Source: the annotation of a GenBank genome assembly
AUGCUAAACUUAUUAGAAAAACUAGAAUUAUUAUUUGGAAUAAAACUCCAAUAGCUUCUUACCAAGCCUUAGAUAUUAUUAAAAUUAGUCUUCAUGAUUUAAUAAAAUCUGAACAACUAUUUGAAGAAAAAUAUCUAAUAAAAAACA